AUGAGCACUACCAACCCCGUCAACCGGACCACUGAGUGGGAUGACCUUCAAAUAAAAUACGGAAAUUAUGCUCCUCUGGAAAGGGAGGUUAAGGCGGAAGAGAUCUCCUUGAAGGCCCAAGAAGCUAUAGCCAACGUAGACCCUUUAGCGGGCAAGAAUCUGGACCAGCUGGAUGAAUUAGAGGACGAUAUAGAUGAGGACGUUCUCGAAACCUAUCGACGACGACGAUUAGAGGAGCUAAAGGCAGCUAAAGCCAAAGAGAAGUUUGGAGACGUCUACAAUGUGUCCAUGGACAACUAUGUCGAUGAGGUAACACUGGCUAGCAAACAAGCCACGGUCAUUCUUCACUUGUACGACGACUCUUUGGAAGAAUGCGUUCUCAUGAACCGCGCCCUGGAACAGCUCAGCAAAACGCACCGAGAUGUCAAAUUUUGCAGAGGUCUCGCCUCUCGAAUCAUCAAAAACUACCACCAAAAACCCGGGUCACUUCCCACUCUCCUUAUAUACAAGGAUUCCAAGUGCGUCAACCAAGUCAUGGGCAUCUCCAUGUUCUGUGACAAAGUCGUGGACCUGCAACCACAACUAGUAGAAUUCGUGCUCGGCAGACAACUCAAACUCUUCCAUACCGAAACGGAAGACCCACGAAAUGCAAAAGCAACACGGCUUCGAAAAUACCUCACCAAAGACAGCGACGAAAGCGACCAGGAAGUUGGCGCGGACGCGCUUCACACAGGAGCUUAUGAUAAAACAUAUGCUGACCUCGACCUAGACCGAAUAAUGAAUGUUGUACGGAAAUAG
This is a messenger RNA of Gregarina niphandrodes, 798 nucleotides long. RefSeq names its product phosducin. Bases 1 to 798 code for a protein of 265 amino acids. Gene Ontology annotation, cellular component: cytoplasm. The transcript is spliced from 2 exons. Gene Ontology annotation, biological process: protein folding. The record is from RefSeq and is a predicted model, not a curated record. Lineage: Eukaryota; Apicomplexa; Conoidasida; Eugregarinorida; Gregarinidae.